AUGUCAACCCACAGCCCAAGCCUCCGGCAAGUUCUCUCCGAAACCUGGCGCGUGAUCGCCGCCCACCUACGCCAUUUCUUGGCCCUCUCAGCUCUCUUUCUCCUCCCCGUCUCGUUUUCCACCACACUUUACUACCUCCACUCCAUUUCCACUAUCUCCACCCCAUACACCCGACCCCAUCUCCUCAUCUACAUCCUUGCUUCACUCCUUUUCACCCUUUGUGCCAUUCCUUCAAUCACCACCACCACUUUUGCCGCGUUUUACCUUGUUUUCGUGUUUGGUGUUGUCGUGCUCGUGGCCUAUAUUGGGCUCCCCUUGAUAGGGCUCGAGAUUGACUAUGACAACCCCUACUUUCUCGUGUUUGUUGUGGUGGCUACCAUUGUUCUCGGUUUCGUGUUGGUCUACAUGCAGGUCGAGUGGUGCCUUUCGAGCGCGGUUGUGGUUUUGGAGUCAAAGUGGGGGUUUGAGCCGUUGAGAAGGAGCUCGCAUUUGGUAAAAGGGGCGAGAUGGCUAGCCCUUUCUAUGACGGUGUUGUUUGCAUCUAUUGGUGGGGUUCUCACGGUAUGGUACUCGAAUUUGGUGGCGAGUAAAGGUGUAGCUUGUGAAGGUUGGGUUUUCGUGCAGAUGGUUGUUUAUGUUGUUAUUUCAACCGUGUUAUCGCUUUACGGUUUGGUGGCAAACACGGUAUUGUUUGCUUACUGCAAGACAUCUCAAGAGUUGAAAGUUAUGAUUGACGAGGAGACGGGUGGGGAGUAUUUGUCGUUGCCUAAAGUUUGA
Molecule: messenger RNA, 777 nt
Organism: Striga hermonthica
Lineage: Eukaryota; Viridiplantae; Streptophyta; Magnoliopsida; Lamiales; Orobanchaceae
Source: the annotation of a GenBank genome assembly